Messenger RNA from Lolium perenne, 1435 nucleotides. RefSeq names its product basic leucine zipper 6. The record is from RefSeq and is a predicted model, not a curated record. Gene Ontology annotation, biological process: positive regulation of DNA-templated transcription. Gene Ontology annotation, cellular component: nucleus. Gene Ontology annotation, molecular function: DNA-binding transcription factor activity; DNA binding. Lineage: Eukaryota; Viridiplantae; Streptophyta; Magnoliopsida; Poales; Poaceae.
UCGAUCAUCCAUCCUAGCUCCGGCCGGCCAAGCUAGGCUGGCUCAGGCUGUCAUCCUCAUGUUCCAAAAGUCUCGUCCCAUGUGACUCCCCGAUUCCAAUUCCCAUCAAUCUCCCCAUCUCCAUCUCAACCAAACACGGUGCAACUGGUGUGUAGCUAGGCUCCAGUGGCUGCCUAAGCACCGGUAUAAAACAAAGCUCUACGCGCGCCGGCACAUUACGCAGCUAGUUAAGCUAAGCUAGCACCGGGCGGGCGGGCUGCUGGAGUCUAGCUAGCUGCUGUUGCGCAUUGCCGCUUUAAGCAUGGCGCAGCUCCCGCCCAAGAUCCCCAUGGCCGCCGGCGCGCACCACUGGCCCGGGACCGGCGCGGGCGUCGACGGACACCACCACGGCGUGGGCGUGGGCGCGGCGGCGGCCUGGGCGGACGAGUUCGCCGAGUUCGCGGCUGCGCGGCGGGGCGCGCACCGCCGGUCGCUGAGCGACUCCGUGGCCUUCGUGGAGGUGGCGCCGGGUGCCGGCGACUUCGACAGGCUGGACGAUGACCAGCUCAUGUCCAUGUUCCCCGACGAGGGCGGGUCCACGGCGCCCGGGUCCGAGAACGGCAGCAGCGACAGCGACGGGGACAAGCGCAAGGAUCGGUACGGGAACGAGAAGAACGACGGGGCCAACGACCCCGAGGAGACGGCGCCGGGGCAAGCCACGCCGACCUCGUCGACGGAGACGAUCCGAGACCCCAAGAGGGUCAAGAGGAUACUGGCAAACCGCCAGUCGGCUCAGAGGUCGCGGGUGAGGAAGCUGCAGUACAUCUCCGAGCUAGAGCGCUGCGUCACCACCCUGCAGAACGAGGUGUCCGUGCUGUCUCCCCGGGUGGCGUUCCUGGACCAGCAGCGGACCAUCCUCACCGUCGGCAACAGCCACCUCAAGCAGCGGAUCGCGGCGCUGGCGCAGGACAAGAUCUUCAAGGACGCUCAUCAAGAGGCGCUCAAGGAGGAGAUCGAGAGGCUCCGGCAGGUGUACCAGCAGCAGAACCUCAGGAUGUCGUCCGGCGCGGCCGCCGACCAGCACGCCCACGGCGGGCCGCCUCCCGUGCGCCAGGAGAAAGAGCUCAUGAGCUGAUCGAGCCAUGGCCGGCGAGUCCGUCCUGUUCCGUCUUCCGUGCAGUCCGCCGCCAUCCCCUCCGCCUUAUCAUUGACCCGGCGGGAGGGAAACAUGGCAUCGAUCACGCGUGCGUGGGUGCACGAAACUGUGGAUGCUUUCCUGAUUUCUCAUUCUUCUUGUUCAUUGACCUGUGUGUAUCAUUCUUUGCGUGUCUGGUUUCAGUUUUGGUUUCUUACCGUUGGAAACUUGUGAAGAAAAAACUCAAAAGUGUACAUCGAGUUGUAAAUUCUGUUGUAGCACGCACGGCCUCUUCUUGUGUAUGUAGAUUGUUUCAGUUUA